GGUCUUUUCACCAGGGUCCCCACCCCAUGCGAUGUCAUCAGAACCCACACCGCUUCGGCUGCGACAGCACGAGCCGUUACUGAUACGCUUCGUGCUCACCACCAGGCGCUCGCUUCAUCUAUGAGACUUUCUUGCCCUUGUUGGGUAGCCGCGGCAGUGAACGUUGUUUGAGGUUUAGACGCUGCUCAUCACCUCUUUUUGCUGAACACUCACAAACAUGAGCACGCUGCAAACAGACGCUGCCGCGAUCGAGCAAUCCAUCAAAGAGGACCAUGCUAAGCAGUUUUUUGUUGAUCACCCUGCUCCUGCCUCGUUGGAUGCCGUGGUUCAACGAGUAACGGACUUUUUGGCGAAACAGGAUGAAAAGCGGCGCGUUGUUUUGGUUACGAGUGGCGGAACGAUGGUACCUCUUGAACGGAACACGGUGCGCUUCAUCGAUAACUUUAGCGCCGGUUCUCGAGGUGCCGUGUCUGCGGAGCAGUUUUGCCAGCUUGGUUACUCGGUCAUUUUCUUGCACCGUACCUUUAGUUUGUUGCCGUACACUCGUCGACUCGAGAAGCCGUGGACAGAAUUGUUUGAGAAAGACUCGUCGUCCUCCUUGGGCGAUGCGGGCCAUCGCUGGAUUAUGAAGUCUGAGUUCAGUGAACGAGUGACUAGUACACUGAAUGAGAUGGACGUGGUCCAAAGUAACAACCAGCUUUUGUGUGUACCGUUUGUGACCCUAGACGAGUACGUUUGGUACUUGCGUUCCAUUGCAUGCUGUAUGAGCAAGCUUGACGGCCGUGCACUUUUCUACCUCGCGGCAGCAGUGAGUGACUUUCAUCUGCCCCCCGACAAAAUGAGUGAGCAUAAAAUCCAAAGCGGUGAAGACUCUCUUGAAAUCUCCAUGAAGCCAGUUCCGAAAUUCCUUCGUCACUUAGUUGACAUCUGGGCACCUCAAGCGAGCAUUAUUUCCUUCAAGCUCGAGACUGACGAAAGUCUUCUCAUAAAAAAGGCGAGAGCUGCACUCCUUCGCUAUUCUCAUCAACUUGUUGUCGCUAAUUUACUGCACACUCGCAAGCGUACCGUCGCGUUUGUAACAUUGGAUGCGGUGGAAUGGGUUACCUUAUCGGAUGAAGAGCUCAAACGCGGUGUUGAAAUCGAGCAGUACAUUGUUCGUCGCGCCAUGGACAUGCACACAGCUCGUCUUCAGCACUAAGCAAGAAAUGCAUAAUGAGGAUUUGCUCCUUAACGAUGAAAUGAAAUUCCGCUCUUUUUUUUGUAAAUACAGAUUCGAGCAAUUGAACUGUCAACUGUAGUAAUGAAUAUAGACGCACAAUUGCAUUUCCCAGCUAUUCAUUCACGGUUUGAAUGUCCAUUUUGUUAUUUUUUGUACACGCGCGCC
This is a messenger RNA of Schizosaccharomyces japonicus yFS275, 1384 nucleotides long. Its product is annotated as phosphopantothenate-cysteine ligase. Bases 218 to 1198 code for a protein of 326 amino acids. Gene Ontology annotation, molecular function: phosphopantothenate--cysteine ligase activity; catalytic activity. Gene Ontology annotation, cellular component: nucleus; cytoplasm. The transcript has a single exon. Gene Ontology annotation, biological process: coenzyme A biosynthetic process. Lineage: Eukaryota; Fungi; Ascomycota; Schizosaccharomycetes; Schizosaccharomycetales; Schizosaccharomycetaceae. The record is from RefSeq and is a predicted model, not a curated record.